ACUGGCCCCUCCUCCUCAGGCUUGCGGAAUCGAGUACAUCUCUUUUUGCCUCUGACUCGACCUCGGAGCUUCUCUUUCUCUGCCUCCUAGCACUCUCAGCUCGCGGGAGCAGUUCAGAUCACACACACAGUCAGUCAGUCUGUCAGUCAGCCAAGUGCAAGUUGGGGAUCUCCUGUUUGACUUAAUUUCAGUUUACUUUACUUCUCUUCUUUGGAAUGUCUGGACUCUUUGAUGGUAUAGAAGAUGAUGAAGAUAUUUUUUCUUCAUCAUCAUCAGCACCGGCUGUACCCUCUACUUCUCUUCCCCCUCCUCUCCCGGUAGAGAAAGAGGCAAGUCCUCCUGACCUGUUUUCAGAACAGAGCAGUGACACUCAAAUGAAUCUCUUCAGUCCUGGAAAAGAUAAUGAAUUAUUUGGGUUUGAUCCUUCAAAGCCAAAAUCGGAUCUGUUUGGUGAUGAUGAUGAUGCUGCUCCAGAGAUGAAUAAAGCUUCACCAAGUGAUAGUAAGAGUCCUCUUGCUGAUCAAGAGGAUCAAGAGGACGAAGAUCAAGAGAAGAGUGAUGAAGUGGAUGAGGAAUUCGAAUUGAUUGAGUCAUCUGAGGCUCCACCUCCUGAAGAGGCUGAGAGGCAGAUUAAUGAGAUACAGGAGGAAGCAGAGAGACGGAGGAAAGAAGAAGAGGAGAAGGAGAAAGAGAAAGAAGAGGAAGAAGAAGAACAGAAAGAGACAACAUCAGAUGAGACAACUGAUGGAGCAAUAUUUACAAAGAUGUCUGCCACUAAGAAUGAUCCAAAAGAUGAUGAAGAUAAGCCAUUGACCACAGCUAGUCCCCCACUAUUAGAUGAUGAUGAUGAAAGCAGCAGUGAAGCCAUUAAUAAGGCUCAGCAGGAUCAAAUCAAUGAACUAACAAUGAAACUGCAGCAGACACAGUCUGAGCUAGCUGCUCUUAAAUCUCAGGUUGGGCAGUUGGAUGCUCAAUUGAAGGAGGAGAGAGAGAAGAACACCAAAUUAGAGGCAACCGUUAAAGAGAGAGACAAUGAGAUAGCAUCACUGAAGGCAGCAGCAGCAGAGUCUAGUGGUAAGUCACUGAGGAAGACAUCAAGCUCAGCUCGUAUUGGAUCCUCUUCCUCUACCUCUAUAUCCAGCCCAAGGACAGGUGCCAAAUUAGACAGGAAAGGCACUGCCAGUGUUGCUGAAACUGCUAAAAAGUUUGGAGGGACAAAGCCAUCACCACCAACCAAGCAAAGGAUAUCUGUGAGCAGUAAGCCAGACAAGCCUGAAAAGCCAGUAACACUAAAGGAUUCAUCAACUUCUAAGGUUUCUUCAUCAACAUCAUCUACAGCAGCUGCCAAAAAGGAAAGGACUACAUCCCAGUCCAGCCAAGAAGGUACUACUCAGUCUGUGGCUAGCAGUAAGAGAGAAGCAGCUGAAAAGGCAGCAGCUGCAAGAGCUGCAGCUGCACAAGAAAGAGAAAGAUCAAAGUCACAACAGGAAGCACCAUCUCCCAAAUCAAGCCCUUCCAAGCCUCCCAGGAGCAGAGGGUCAAGUUCAAUAACUUCAACUGCAUCAGCUCCAGAGUCAUCACCAAAAAUGUCUUCAUCCAAGGAAUCAAGGAGUGCACUGGAUGCCAUCAAGAUGUGGGAACAGAAGAGCUCUGGUGGUGUUUCAUCACCUCCUUCUUCCACUGACGCACCAAAAAAGAAGGUUCUCUCAGAGCAGCUCAGUGCUCCAAUGGUCUCCUCCAGUGAAGAUACAUCAACUGAAGUCGAGUCAGUAAAAGAGGAGCCAUCAGAGAAUGUCCCUCCUCCCAAAGGAGAGGGAGAGGCUAAGAAAGAUACAGAGAAGAAGGUUACGUUGAGAGAUAAGACAGUCGACAAAGACACAAGAGGAGCCUUUGCACAGUCUUGUGUUGUUCCUGGAGCAUCAUCUGGAAAAAAAUGGGGUCCAGUGUUGGAGAAGUGUGAGUUCUGUAAGAAGACAGUCUAUCAGUUGGAGAGGCUGCAAGCUGAUGGUAAAGUAUUCCAUAAAAGCUGCUUCAGGUGUACCCAUUGCAAGAAAGUUGUUGGAUUGGGUACAUAUGCUGCCAUUAAAGGUGAAAUAUACUGCAAGACUCACUUCAAGAUGCUCUUCAAGAUGAAGGGCAACUAUGACGAGGGUUUCGGUCGCUCGCAGCACAAGACAAAAUGGCUCAAUAAGUCGGACGGAGAGCAAAGCUCUAGCGAUCCAUCACUGGUGGCAGCUACUCAAUAAUAUAAGGGACACUGACCACAACCAUUUCGUUUCCUUUUACCCUGUGUAUAUUAAUUAUUAAAGAGUGGUCUUCUGCUUUUCUUAUGUAAACGGUAGCAGCAGCUGGUUAUAAUCUGCUUUCUCAUUACACUUAGUUAAUUAAUUAUUAGCUCCAAAAAAAUUGUAGUCUCUUCUCACUGUGUUUUCUCAAUUGAUAAUUUAUUUUAACGGAAACUGAUUCAACUUAUUAAUGUUUUAUUUUAACUUCUUAUUCUUGUUAUUUUAUUGUGAGCUCACAAGCAGUGUCUAUGUUAUUAUUGUUUUUUUUCUGCUAUUAUUAUUAUUGUUACAUCAGUUUCUUCUUAAAUGGAUUUUUCAUGUUUUAAAAGCAA
Molecule: messenger RNA, 2617 nt
Organism: Amphimedon queenslandica
Lineage: Eukaryota; Metazoa; Porifera; Demospongiae; Haplosclerida; Niphatidae
Product: LIM domain and actin-binding protein 1-like
Exons: 18
Coding region: 216-2246 (676 amino acids)
Source: RefSeq, a predicted model, not a curated record